Molecule: messenger RNA, 1163 nt
Organism: Rhodofomes roseus
Lineage: Eukaryota; Fungi; Basidiomycota; Agaricomycetes; Polyporales; Fomitopsidaceae
Product: YebC-like protein
Exons: 7
Coding region: 114-941 (275 amino acids)
Cellular component (GO): mitochondrion
Source: RefSeq, a predicted model, not a curated record
CUGAGAUCUGUCCGUCGGGUUGCUUUAAUUUCUUAGACGCCGGUGUUGUCCUUCGUACGGUCUCCACGUCACUCUGCCGCCACCAUCGGUCCUCGUCGAGUCGUCCUGACUUCAUGAACUUGUUGCGACCGGCCUUACGGCCUUUGCUGGCCACGACUUCCCGGAGACCACUUCAUACUUCCUGUAUAUGUGCUUCUGGACACAACAAAUGGUCAAAGAUCAAGGGAACGAAAGGUGUCAUGGACCGCGAGAGGGGGAAGCUGCAUAGCGGAGUGGCCAGAUUUGUUGCCGUCGCGGUGCGAAAUGGAGGUGGGAGCAUUGACCCCGAGAUAAACAUGACGCUUGCUGCGCUGCUCAAGAGGCUGAAGACGCAAGGGGUGCCGAAGGAGAACAUUGAGAACGCCCUCAAGAGAGCUGCCGGUGGAGGAGAGAGAGGAGACCAGUACUUGGUCUAUGAAGCUAUGGCUCCUGGAUCUGUUGGCAUGAUUAUAGAGUGCCAAUCAGACAACGUGAACCGAACCAUGAAACAGGUACGGCUGCAGCUCAUGGAUAAUGGGGCACGCCUGGCUCCCGUGAAGUUCAUGUUCACUCGUCAAGGUCUCGUCAAGGUGGCACUAACGAAAGACGAGUCAUACGCGCAGAGACUGGAAACUCUUAUCGAGAAGAUGCUUGAUGCAGGUGCCGAAGACUUCACGGAGUCGAUAUCGGAAGAGGGCGACGCGGAGUUCAUCUGCCAGCCUGAAGACCUCAACAAGCUGACAUCGACUGCCACGCAGGCUGGUCUUUGCGAGGAACUUCUAAGUAGUGAUCUCGUCUAUAGUCCGUUAGAGAAGACAACAGACUUGGACGAGGACACUAUUCAGAAAGUUGAGCGUGUCGUUGACGCGAUCGAGGAACAAUGUGACGACGUACUCAAAACAUGGACUACACUUGGCCAUUAGUCUCACUCUAGUUUCUGCGUUAUCGUGCCACAGGGUUCGCUGACCCUGGCAUGGUGUAUUCAAGGCGAUGUCAUCUGAAAAUGCAGCGCUUUGCAGUCCAAUGACCAAGGUACGGAGUCGUACAUCGGAACUUUGGACAUUUCAUUGUGAGGUGUAUGUGAUUCAGGAUAAUACGUACAUCGCUACCUAUACAAAUAGGGCAAACACAGCAGAGACCAUAAA